AGCGAUGGGGUCAGGCGGUUCUCCAUGGCCAAUUACGAGCAUUCGUGGUCCAGUAUGACCGCCGAGGACGAGUCGAUGCUGGAGAUGCUGGAGACCAUUGCGCGGACGCUGGCUACGGCAGAUGUUCCCUUAGAGCAGUUCCAUGCCGAGGCAGCACCAGGUCAAUGGGAGUUUGUCCUGCCGCCUGCGUGGCCCAUCCAGGCCGCUGACAUGCUGAUCAGGGCUCGUGAGACAAUCAAACGAGUUGCAAACUCGUUCGGGUAUCAUGCUACAGUGUAUUCGCGCCCAUCAUCUGUCCAUCCCGGUAACGGGGGUCACGUACAUUUGUCAGUAAAUUCUGUGGGCAAACCAGAGAAUUGGGUCCGAAAGGCAGAAUCUUUCUUCGCAGGUAUCAUGAGCCAUAUGCCCGCCAUCAUGGCGUUCUCCUUGCCUCAGGAUAUCAGCUAUAGUCGUGUCGCACCUGGGCUUUGGAGUGGCGGCGAAUACGCCUGCUGGGGGUGGGAGAACAAGGAGGUUCCGCUUCGUCGCAUCGAGGAGAAUCAUUUCGAGUUUAAGCUGGCUGACGGCCUCGCAAAUCCUUAUCUCACUUUGUCCGCAAUGAUCGCCGCUGGAAUCGAUGGGAUGCGGAGUCAAGAACCUCUGCAGGGAGGUGACUGCGUGACAUCUGCAUCAGAGCUGUCGCCGGGCGAGCGGCAGGCACUGGGGAUCAAUACGAUCCUGCCGAAAUCACUCGACGAGAGUUUGAUUAAUUUGGAGAGGGACCUUGCUUUGCGCAUACUGUGUGGCCCAGAGAUCAUCAGCACCUAUGUGUUAGUCAAGCGGACGGAGGCAAAGAUACUGCGCCAGAUGGCGGAGGAUGAUCGAAAGAACUGGCUGAUUGCGAGGUACUAAACAGACAGCCCGCCUUUUGACAAGUGAAAUUAUAGAGGGCUUCAACAGAAGAACGAUGCCGGACUGCGCAGAAAACGCAGUUGGCUGUUGACAGUCUUGGUUCUAUGGGAGGCUGGCUGCCUGUGGCGAAUGGAGCGCAGUACUCAAGAGUUGUAAGAUACUUCGCAGGUACCAUGCAGCGACGGAGUUCUCAAGGUUCAACUACCCUUAUCUGAUAGUAUCUAAAAGCAAACUCCCAUGACAGACAUGAGCAGAAUAUUCUGCGGUCUUUUGCCCGCCGCUGUUGUUUUGUUUGUGCGUAUGACUGUUCCUCCUGCUUCUAUUCGCCCCCAUUUUCCCCUCUUGUUGAGCUGACCCUGUACGUUUUAUGCGUCCAGUGCCCAUUCCUUGCCGCUUGGUGCUUUAGUUCUAGCUUUGAUGCGUGAGCAGCUUCUCCACGUCCCCAUAGCCAUUCUUUAU
Molecule: messenger RNA, 1350 nt
Organism: Aspergillus novofumigatus IBT 16806
Lineage: Eukaryota; Fungi; Ascomycota; Eurotiomycetes; Eurotiales; Aspergillaceae
Product: FluG family protein
Exons: 1
Coding region: 25-891 (288 amino acids)
Molecular function (GO): glutamine synthetase activity
Source: RefSeq, a predicted model, not a curated record